Molecule: messenger RNA, 1779 nt
Organism: Penicillium soppii
Lineage: Eukaryota; Fungi; Ascomycota; Eurotiomycetes; Eurotiales; Aspergillaceae
Gene: hscA
Product: putative Hsp70 chaperone (HscA)
Exons: 7
Coding region: 1-1779 (592 amino acids)
Biological process (GO): cellular response to unfolded protein; protein refolding; vesicle-mediated transport
Cellular component (GO): cytoplasm; cytosol; nucleus
Molecular function (GO): misfolded protein binding; ATP binding; ATP hydrolysis activity
Source: RefSeq, a predicted model, not a curated record
AUGGCCGAUAUUGAGGUCUUCGACGGUGCCGUCGGUAUCGAUCUGGGUACUACCUACUCUUGCGUUGCCAACUACGAGGGCACCAAUGUCGAGAUCAUUGCCAACGACCAGGGUGCUUACACCACUCCCUCCUUCGUCUCUUUCACCGACAAGGAGCGUCUGAUUGGUGAUGCCGCCAAGAACCAGGCUGCUAUGAACCCUGCCAACACCAUCUUCGAUAUCAAGCGUCUCAUUGGUCGCCGUUUCGAUGACCCCAUCGUCAAGAAGGAUGUUGAGUCCUGGCCCUUCAAGGUCAUCGACCAGGGUGGCAACCCCGUUGUCCAGGUCGAGUACCUCAACGAGACCAAGACCUUCACUCCCCAGGAGAUCUCCUCCAUGGUCCUCAUGAAGAUGAAGGAAGUUGCCGAGAUCAAGCUCGGCAAGAAGGUUGAGAAGGCCGUUAUCACCGUGCCCGCUUACUUCAACGACAACCAGCGCCAGGCUACCAAGGAUGCCGGUGCCAUUGCUGGUCUUAACGUUCUCCGUAUCAUCAACGAGCCUACCGCUGCCGCUAUCGCCUACGGUCUCGGUGCCGGAAAGUCCGAGAAGGAGCGCAACGUUCUCAUCUACGAUCUCGGUGGUGGUACCUUCGAUGUUUCCCUGCUGAACAUCCAGGGUGGUGUCUUCACUGUCAAGGCCACCGCUGGUGACACUCACCUUGGUGGUCAGGACUUCGACACCAACCUCCUUGAGCACUUCAAGAAGGAGUUCCAGCGCAAGACCGGCAAGGAUCUCUCCGGUGAUGCCCGUGCCCUCCGUCGUCUCCGCACUGCUUGCGAGCGUGCCAAGCGUACCCUUUCCAACGCUACUCAGACCACCGUUGAGAUUGACUCUCUCUUCGACGGUGAGGACCUCAACUCCUCCAUCACCCGUGCCCGUUUCGAGGACCUUAACGCCAAGGCCUUCAACGGUACCCUCGACCCCGUCCAGCAGGUCCUCAAGGACUCUGGCAUGCCUAAGAACAAGGUUGACGAGAUUGUCCUUGUCGGUGGUUCCACCCGUAUUCCCCGUAUCCAGAAGCUCCUGAGCGACUUCUUCGACGGCAAGAAGCUCGAGAAGAGCAUCAACCCCGAUGAGGCUGUUGCCUACGGUGCCGCCGUUCAAGCCGGUAUCCUCUCCGGCAAGGCUACCUCCGCCGAGACCGCUGAUCUCCUCCUCCUCGAUGUUGUUCCCCUCUCCCUUGGUGUCGCCAUGGAGGGUAACAUCUUCGCCCCCGUUGUCAACCGUGGCCAGACCGUCCCCACCAUCAAGAAGCGCACUUUCACCACCGUUGUCGACAACCAGCAGACCGUUCAGUUCCCCGUCUACCAGGGUGAGCGUACCAACUGUGCCGACAACACCUCCCUGGGCGAGUUCACUCUUGCUCCCCUCCCCCCAUGCGCGCCGAAGUCCUCCGGCCGCACUGCCAACAUCACCAUCUCCAACGCCGUCGGCAAGCUCUCCAGCGCCGAGAUCGACCAGAUGGUUUCCGAUGCUGACAAGUUCAAGACCUCCGACGAGGCCUUCACCAAGCGCUUCGAGUCUCGCCAGCAGCUCGAGUCUUACAUCUCCCGUGUUGAGGAGAUUGUCUCCGACCCCAGCAUGUCCAUGAAGCUCAAGCGUGGCAACAAGGAGCGCAUUGAGUCCGCUCUCAGCGACGCCAUGGCUCAGCUCGAGGUUGAGGACUCCUCCCCCGAGGACCUCAAGAAGAAGGAGCUUGCUCUUAAGCGUCUGAUCACCAAGGCCAUGGCCACACGGUAA